AAUUUAGAGAGAGACGAUAUUUUGUAGUUAAGACUUAUUUUAAUGUUUGUGGCGUGGGUUUGUAUACGUUGUUUGUUACUAAAAGUUUUAUCUGUAAAAAUUAAGGUUAAAAAACGAGGGAAAGGAUGGAAAUCACGAUAAAAAAUGUGAAGCUCUGCCAAAAGGUAGCAUACCCAAUCACAAACCGUGACUACCACCUAGAAAAAGCUAUUUCAAAAAAAUUCGACUGUCCAGUUUGCAUGUACCCCUCCAGCCCGCCAAUAAUGAUGUGCAUUAACAGUCACAUAAUUUGCUUCGACUGUUGGAAACGAUGCACCCGGUGUCCUACAUGCAGGGCAGCCAAAACGCUUACAAGGGCAUUUACAAUGGAAAAAAUUCAUUUCUUAAUCAGCUUCCAAUGUAAGUGGGACGGAUGUUCUUUUGCUGGCAGCGCUUAUUCCACUGAAAUCCACGAGUAUUUAUGUGAAUAUUUCCCGUUGAAUUGUCCAUUAAAAACUGAGCAUGAGUGUACCUGGACAGGCACUAUGGGAUCGGUAACUGAACACCUUUUAAAGCAUCAUAUUGAUAAUGUACAUUUGGAACCUGUUGGCUAUUUUAUUUCUAAGGAUUUUUCUAGAUCCAAUAAAAAAGAAUAUACUGUGCUGUUUUUAGUAGAUGGUCGCCUUUUUAAAUUCUAUUGGUCCUACAACACGUUUCAUUCCCAAAAAGUUCAAUUUGGCAUGGUGUCUCUGGGAAACGGGAACCCUCUGGUGGUUUACAACUAUACAGUGACGUUUUCAAAGCGCUUUCCCUUCACCAGGAGUAGCAAGGUGAAAAUGAUGAAAUCGCAAGUAAAGAAAUCAUUUACCGAUUGCUCUAUUGUAAAUCGCGAUCCCAAUUUACCCGCCACGAAAAUUGUAAAUUACGAAAUUAAUUAUGGUAAUCUGGUGACUUAUUGUACGGGUGGUCGUAAUUUGUUUUAUCAAGUGGCUAUCGAAGUUAGUCACUUGGCAAAAUGUAAGAAUCCAUAUAGGUUUUAUAUAUGCUGAUUAUAAUUUUUUAUUUGGUAAUAUACAUACAUUUUUGACAUUUUAAGUAAAAGCUUA
Anthonomus grandis grandis is the source of this 1085-nucleotide messenger RNA. RefSeq names its product E3 ubiquitin-protein ligase sina-like. The transcript is spliced from 5 exons. The coding region runs from base 126 to 1028 and encodes 300 amino acids. NCBI's taxonomy places the organism in Eukaryota, Metazoa, Arthropoda, Insecta, Coleoptera, Curculionidae. Gene Ontology annotation, molecular function: ubiquitin protein ligase activity; ubiquitin conjugating enzyme binding; zinc ion binding. Gene Ontology annotation, cellular component: cytoplasm. The record is from RefSeq and is a predicted model, not a curated record. Gene Ontology annotation, biological process: multicellular organism development; proteasome-mediated ubiquitin-dependent protein catabolic process.